Panicum virgatum (switchgrass) is the source of this 1938-nucleotide messenger RNA. Its product is annotated as protein trichome birefringence-like 34. Gene Ontology annotation, cellular component: Golgi apparatus. Lineage: Eukaryota; Viridiplantae; Streptophyta; Magnoliopsida; Poales; Poaceae. The record is from RefSeq and is a predicted model, not a curated record. Bases 156 to 1610 code for a protein of 484 amino acids. The transcript has 4 exons. Gene Ontology annotation, molecular function: O-acetyltransferase activity.
UUUCAGAACCAUCCACUUCUCCACCUCCACUCUCUACAAGGGGCAGGGCACACUACACUAGCUAUCGAGCUAGAGCAAGUUUAGCCGUCUAGAUCGAGCACCGAAACGAGCUCGGGCUGCAACGGUCGGGGCCAGCGGGGCAGUUCGACGUCGAGAUGACCGUGAGCGUCACCCCGGCGCCGGCAAGGAAGGCCAGGAGUACGACCGCCGGCGCCGGCGGUGGUGGCCUCGAUGAGGCGUGGCUGCUGGUGCAGGCGCCGCCCAGGAAGCAGUCCCACGCGACGAGGGCGGCGGCGUGCUGCUUCGCCAUCGGCGUCAGGCCACGGGUCGUCCGCUUCUACUCCCUCCUGCUGCUGGCCCUCGUGCUGCUCCUCGUCCUCGCCGCGUCGGUCACCACCGACGACGGCGGCGCCGAGCCGCCGACCACCGUGCCGCGUUCCAGCCAGGGCACCGGCAUCGGCGGCGUGAGGGGCGUUCAUCAACAGGGCGCGGGCGGGUGCGACAUGUCGUCGGGCCGGUGGGUGUACGACGGCGCGGCGUACCCGGUAUACAGGGAGAGCGCGUGCAGGUUCAUGUCGGACCAGGCGGCGUGCGAGAAGUUCGGGAGGACGGAUCGCAGGUACCAGCGCUGGAGGUGGCAACCGCACGGCUGCGACCUGCCGAGGUUCGAUGCGGAGAGGCUUUUGCUGAAGCUGCGCGACAAGCGGCUGGCGUUCGUCGGCGACUCGCUGAACCGGAACCAGUGGGUGUCCAUGGUCUGCCUCAUCGACACCGCCACCCCGAAGCUGCACAAGUCAAUGACCAACAACGGGUCUCUCGUCUCCUUCAAGAUCCAUGAGUACAACGCUUCGGUGGAUUUCUACUGGUCGCCGCUGCUUGUGGAAUCCAACUCCGACCACCCGGUGCACCACCGGCUCCCCGACCGCGUCAUUCGCGCCGGAUCCAUCGCCAAGCACGCCCGGCGCUGGGGUGACGCCGACGUGCUCGUCUUCAACUCCUACCUCUGGUGGCGCCGCCCCGCCAUCAAAGUCAUGUGGCGUCGGUCGUUUGAAGCGGCGGCGGAGGGCGAUCACAGGGCGGCGUACGAGGUGACCGACGGCCUGCGCGCGUUCGAGCUGGCUAUGAGGACGUGGUCGGAGUGGCUCGAGCACCACGUCGACCGCGGCCGCACCAAGCUCUUCUUCACGAGCAUGUCGCCGACGCACCUCCACUCCGACGAGUGGGAGGCCAAGAGCGGCGGCGCCGGCGAGGGCGGCAACCACCAGUGCUACAAGGAGACGGAGCCGAUCCUUGCGGAUGGGCACCACGGGCGGGACACGGACCCGGCGUUUGCGCGCGCGGUGGAGGCGGAGGUGGCGCGGCUGGCGGAGCGCGGCGUGGCGGUGCGGGUGCUCAACGUGACGCAGCUGUCGGAGCACCGCAAGGACGCGCACCCGUCGGUGCACCGGCGGCAGUGGAGCCCGCCCACGGCGGCGGAGCUUGAGGCGCGGGCGCGCGACCCCGGCAGCGGCGCCGACUGCAUCCACUGGUGCCUCCCCGGAGUGCCCGACGUCUGGAACCACAUGCUCUACGCGCACAUCGUGGCCGAGCGAGCCCAAGUAGAUGGGUAAAUGUGCACCACGAAAUGUUUAACAAAAAUUGGUCCAGUGGGCCACACGAGUGUGCAGAUUAGCUGAGAUAUAUGGGCCUCGCCGUGGCGCAAAUCGCAAGCAGCACCACAGACAGAUCCUUGCCACACGGCCCACAGAUUGCCAGCUGAGAGAAAAGCCCACAGAAAUGCUGGCGUAUCAAUUGCUAUAUUUUACCCUCCUGUGAAGUUUGUAACUAGCAGAGUGUUACCUUGUAACAUCUCUUUAAUAAUUUUGUAAGGUAAAUUAGGCGUGGUCCCUCACCUUUAAUCUGGAAGCAAGUUCACAUCUCAACUUUCAGAUCGGCCAA